Lathyrus oleraceus (garden pea) is the source of this 636-nucleotide messenger RNA. RefSeq lists its product as uncharacterized. The record is from RefSeq and is a predicted model, not a curated record. The transcript has a single exon. The coding region runs from base 1 to 636 and encodes 211 amino acids. NCBI's taxonomy places the organism in Eukaryota, Viridiplantae, Streptophyta, Magnoliopsida, Fabales, Fabaceae.
AUGGAAGAAGAAUGGUGCUUCCAACAGUUCAAAGGAAAAAUCGGCAAGACUCAGGGCAAGAAGUCUUGGUCGAAUCCUCACAAGAAUAAGGUCGAUGAUAGAGCUUCUAAAUCUUCGAAAAGAGGAGAAGGAAAUUUCUAUCAGAAAGACAAAAAAGAGAAAAAAGGUGUGCAAUGCUAUAACUCUGAAAAGUGGGGUCACUUGGCCAAGCAUUAUUGGUAUAGGAAAGACAAGAGAUCGACAAAAGGCAAGGACGAAGGAGUGAACCUUGCACGCCAAGAUUUAGAUGAUUUUAAUGACAUGAUGGUUAUGGUUAUAGUUACAGAUGACCAUGUCAAAUGCAAGAUCUGCUUCCUCGACUCAGGUUGCUCAAAUCACUUGACUGGUCGAAAAGUAUGGUUAGUAGAUUUUAAGGAGUCGAAGAAGAGCAAGGUCAAACUUGAUGAUAAUAACUUGUUGCAAGCUGAAGGCACUGACAACAUAGUUAUUCAAAGGAGUAAUGAAGUGAAAACCUUGACCAAAGAUGUAUUCUAUGUCCCUAGAAUAAAGUGUAAUCUGCUAAGUGUUAGACAACUGGUCGAAAAAGGGUUCUCAGUGGUUAUGAAAGGUGAAGCCUUAGAACUUUUUGACAUCUAG